This is a messenger RNA of Saccharomycopsis crataegensis, 921 nucleotides long. RefSeq names its product SNAP receptor PEP12. The record is from RefSeq and is a predicted model, not a curated record. Gene Ontology annotation, molecular function: SNAP receptor activity; SNARE binding. Lineage: Eukaryota; Fungi; Ascomycota; Saccharomycetes; Ascoideales; Saccharomycopsidaceae. The transcript has a single exon. Gene Ontology annotation, biological process: intracellular protein transport; Golgi to vacuole transport; vesicle fusion. Gene Ontology annotation, cellular component: SNARE complex; membrane; endomembrane system. The coding region runs from base 1 to 921 and encodes 306 amino acids.
AUGUCAUUAAUAGAAGAUCUUGAAGCCAAUGAUCCAACUACAUCGUUUAAUGCCAUCAUUGAACAGGUUUCUGGUAGAUUAUUCCAAAUUAAUAGUAAUAUCAACAAUGUUAAGAAGCUUCAGACCACUUUGACUGAUAGGUCGCGAUCACAAUUACCAACCAGUAAUCAUGGUUCAGGGAACAAGAAUCUACAGAAUCGAAUCACAGAACUUGUAGAUGCCACCAACGCCUUGUUCCAUGAGUUGAACGAGCCAAAGACUGUGUUGGUCAAUCGUUAUGUGUACCAUGGUAAUAAUAGUUAUAUGGAUAACUUGGGAACUAGUGGGUAUCGAGAUGAUGUGGACGAUGAAGAACCACAGACUCACGGAUCGGAAACUUUAGGCAUUAGCAAAACCCAAAAUUUACAAAAGAGCAAAAUUUUGAGAGAAGUGUCUUCAUCUUUGAUGGCAUUUCAAAAUGCUCAAGAAGAAUUCAAGCAGUUCAUUACAGUACAGGAACAACAGCAAAAACAACUCUUGUUAGAGGAAGAGGAGCAAAUCCUAAAAGAAAAUAAUGGUUCCAUGGUGGCCCAUCAAAGUACUAUUGUCAAAGAACUUGAUCCUAUAAAUAAUGCCGAAUUAGUACAUCAUAUUCAAUUGGUUUCUCAACGAGAAGAAGAGAUCCAACAUAUUGAAAGUUCUAUUUCUGAGCUAAACACCAUCUUCCAAGACUUAGACUCGCUAGUAACGGAACAAGGUUAUAUGGUUGAUAAUAUUGAAACGAAUCUUAAUAGUGCCAGUGAUAAUGUCAGAGCAGCAGACAGGGAGUUAAGGAAAGCAAGUAACAGCCAAAAAAGAAGUUUAAGAACUAAGAAAUGUUUAAUGAGCUUGUGCGCUGUCGUACUAUUUGUGUUGAUGAUUUUGGUAUUAGCAUUGACUUGA